AUGGCGCGGAGACAGGAUCCAGAUUGUGCUACACACCCUUUAGCCACCUCGCUCUCUCAAUCUCACGCCCCGGGUCACUCUUCGUGGUCUCUGUGGUCUGUGGGGGAGACACACCACAAGCAGGUCUUUCAAGUUGUCUGGUUUGACUCGCUUGCCUGGCAAGUUGGUUGGGCUCUGAACGUCACUUUCGCCGAUAUAUAG
Podospora pseudocomata is the source of this 201-nucleotide messenger RNA. RefSeq lists its product as uncharacterized. NCBI's taxonomy places the organism in Eukaryota, Fungi, Ascomycota, Sordariomycetes, Sordariales, Podosporaceae. The record is from RefSeq and is a predicted model, not a curated record. The transcript is spliced from 3 exons. Bases 1 to 201 code for a protein of 66 amino acids.